Messenger RNA from Trachymyrmex septentrionalis, 1588 nucleotides. It is a transcript of the gene msl-2, whose product is annotated as E3 ubiquitin-protein ligase MSL2. Gene Ontology annotation, molecular function: ubiquitin protein ligase activity. Bases 127 to 1431 code for a protein of 434 amino acids. The transcript has 4 exons. Gene Ontology annotation, cellular component: MSL complex. The record is from RefSeq and is a predicted model, not a curated record. NCBI's taxonomy places the organism in Eukaryota, Metazoa, Arthropoda, Insecta, Hymenoptera, Formicidae.
GGAUGGUUACGCGCGGAGCGUACGGCGGCGGUUGCAAGGUUUAGGGUUUGAUAUUUCGCGGCCGCGAAAGGGUGAGAGAGAAGCGAGGGAUCGCAUGAAUCCGGACGCGAAGCGGCGCGCGACGCGAUGAACGCGACGAGCCUGUAUGUGUCGACGUGUCGACUGGUGCUGCAGGCGGAUGCCGAGGAUCCCAACUCCUGGACGGAUCUCUACAGAUUGGUACCGUAUCUGCGGCAGAGCCUCAGUUGUACCGUCUGCUCGAAUCUGCUGAUCGAACCACACACGCCGACCGAGACCAACUGCCAGCAUCAUGUAUGCCGUGGCUGUCGCGGUGGCCGCAAGAAGCUGAAGCCGUCAUGUGGCUGGUGCAAGGACUAUGACAAAUACAUAGAGAAUGUGCAACUGCGGAUAUUAUUGCAGUGCUAUAAGAAGCUGUGCGAGUAUCUAACCAGUACCGGGAUUUACCGUACUCUGUUGCUCACUGUCACGUCCGCGAACAAUGCUACCACCAAUGGCGCACCACCCACUAUUGAUGCUACCGUCAAUCUCAUGGAGAUUAUCCAGGAAGGUGCGGGCUUCAAAGAUGAGUUCAAGAGCAAUGCCGGUCUGUCUAAAUCUGCAUAUAGUAUCCUACCGUGCGUUUAUACCAGUACUACCUCUACUCAGACACAGGCGAAUAACAUCCAAACCACUGAAGCAAUAUCCCAGAAUAUACCUGAAUCGCCAACAAUUCGUACAGUAUCGAAUGGAUCCUCCAUAUAUUCUGUGAUGUACGCUGGAUCUGGUAACAAAAUUACUAUAAAACGGAAAGCGGCAGCUACAGAGGACACAGAAAAAACAGGACAACAGGAUACAGAUGGAAAUCAGCACGGCACUGUAGGAGGGGUAAAAUGCAUUCCGUCUUCCCACCUUAAAUAUGGGACCCCUUCUGAGAAAAAAUCUUCAAAGAGCAGCAAACAGUCGUCAGGCAGUUUUAAAAAGCCAAGGUCAAGUUCUACUAGAAGUAAAAGAAAAGGAUGCAGAUGCGGAAAUGCCACUGCAAUACCUGGAAAACUUACGUGUUGUGGUCAAAGAUGUCCCUGUUAUGUUGAAAGUAAACCUUGUGUGGAGUGUAGAUGUAGAGGUUGCAGAAAUCCUCAUACAGCAGAUGGAUUAAAGAUCCGUCCACAUAUACCUGAACUUCAUAAUUUACAAUUACAACUGUCCACUUCUUUGGAUUGCGACGCGCUAAGUGGAGAUCCUCUAGGAUCCGUGCCGCAAUGUCUCUCGACGUCUCCUACAACGAUACAAGUGUUAAAUGUAUAUUCUACUCCGAGACUAGACAUUGACAAUGUACCACAGAAUUUACCUGCCGCUUUGUUAGUGGGUGAAGAUGCUAUGGUAAGUACUGAAAGUGAAGCGGAAGAUAGUGAUAUACAAAUCGAUGUGUGACAAAGUAUUUAAAUGGACAUGGCAGAGGACUGUACCACACCAGUGAUUAUCAAAGUGUGACGAAUGCGCGUCUGAACAGGGAAAGAACGCGUCAUGUAAAUAGCUCAAUUAGAACCAUUAAAACGAAUAAUUACAAGAAUCAAAAACAUAAUUAUGA